AAUGAUGCGCUGCAGCCAAGGACAAGGGAAGGCUGCAGCGUACCAGACCGUGAUGGAGGAGCAGAGGAUGGAUUCAAUGAUGGCUCUGUAGAAGUGCGCCAUCAUUGUCUUUGGCAGGUUGAAUUUCUUCAGCUGCCUCAGCCCUACUCUACGUUAUUCUCUUAUCCUACCAGACGGCUUUAGUCCGGCAUCAAAAUACUGCCAUCUCCCCUUUUCGUUUGCCUAGUUACCAUGGUGAUCUGGUGAUAAUGAAGUGCCCAUACAUUACAGGCUCGUUGGAUGCUGAAAUCUGCCUUUCAAAAAGAAAGGCAGAUGAGGAAUUGGAAGAGAUUUAGUUUAAAAAAUACUGAGCCUAGGCUGUGAAACAUUGCAGCACACAGGCAUGUUUUCCCUCAGAUCUUCUCUUUGAGUUUGAACUAUUUGAAAUGUGAUAGCAAUGAUAUCAGUGUUUAGUUGGGCAGUCACCCAUAAAGAAACAAACAUGGGAAACAAACCAGUGACUCAAGCAUACCGUUUAAAUGUAUCUUUCUUUUUUAUGUUCCACUGCUAUUAUUUUGCUCUGUAUAUUUUUAGUGUUGUAAAACUUUGUUGAGUCAUGUGUAAACUAAUUUCAUUCAAUUCAAAGGUUAAAUAAUAUAAGCUAAUGCACUGGCCAAUGUGUCAUGUUGUGUCUCCUCUAGCCAAGCACGCUGCCUCAGGGCACAGUGAACAUGAACCUCUGCACUGACGUCAUAGACGCUGAGCCCAAGACGGGUCAGAAGAACUCCCUGUGCAUCAUCAUCCCGGACCAGGAGUACUUCAUCAGAGGAGAGAAUAAAGAGAUCAUCAAUGGGUGGAGUGAACAGCUGGUGGUAUACCCCCGAACUAACAAACAGAACCAGAAGAAGAAACGCAAGGUGGAGCCUACGACCUCCCAGGAGCCAGGUCCAGCCAAGGUGGCAGUGACCGGCUCUGGUAUUCCAGAGGCGGAGAAGGUUCCAGACUCGAGCUCCAUUAUCUGGCAGGAGGAGCUGAACCAGAGAGAGGCUGAGGGGGCUGCAGUCUGGGCCCCUGACCUUUCUCCAGGAUCACCGCUGCCCCCUGCAGUUGACUGUGCGCCACAGGGCUCUGACGCCGGUUCACUGAAUUGCAACGAGGUGGACCGGGGUGGCCUGGUGCUGCAUGGCUCUGCACCCCAGCCCUCCAGUGACCUGCUCUCCCCAACAGGCUCAUGCUCAAGUUUGGGUGGUGUCCCGCGCUGCCUCUCCCCAGCCCCCAGCGACCCCUUCCCGUCCGGCAGCUCCCUGCUCUCUAACGGCUCACACAUCAGCGGCUCGGUCAGCUCUCUGGACUCGGACGCCAGCGGCAGCACUGUGACCAGCACCGACAGCCACCCGGCCAGCCAGAGGGGCGGCCACUCCUACAGCCACCAUGAUAUUCCGCGAUCCCGAAGGCUGGAGGCAGAGGCCAGAAAGGCAGAGAAGAGGAGCCGGUUCAGGAGCCCUGACAGGCAGGAGAGGGAGGCCGUCCUCAGCCCUGAGAGGAGUCGCUCCGGUGUUAUUGAGAAGUUGGAGGCCUUGGAGCUGGAGAAUCCAGAGAAAAUGGAGGUGGAAGAGUCAAGCAGGAGUGGAGCCAGACAGGGCCGAAGUGAGCACAGACACUUCCACAGAGAGGUGCAGAGGCAUGACGUGGGUCAGGUUCUGGAUUUUCCCUCCACCCUGCCGCCUCUGAGGAGAGCCAAGUCCCUGGACAGAAGGACCACUGAGUCGAUCAUGACGCCGGAUUUACUGAACUUCAAGAAAGGUUGGAUGGUGAAGCUGGAUGAGCAAGGCCAGUGGAAGAAAUACUGGUUUGUUUUAACGGAUCACAGCCUGAGAUACUACAAGGAUUCCAUUGCAGAGGAGGCCUCUGACCUGGAUGGUGAGAUUGAUCUGUCUACUUGCUACAGUGUAACUGAAUACCAGGCUCAACGCAACUAUGGUUUCCAAAUACAUACUCGGGAGGGAGUGCACACUCUGUCGGCCAUGACAGCAGGUAUACGCAGGAACUGGAUCCAGGCAGUAAUGAAGAACGUCAGACCCUCCACUGCCCCUGAUGUGGCAAGCUCAACUGAGGAUCAUGGUUCCUUCUCUCUUUUGGAGGGUCUAGUUGGGCCAGACGUCACCCAGGACUCUCUCUCCACUGAGGCUUCGUCAGUGGAGAGAGAAUCCACUCCGGCUGUCACAAAGAGCAGGGCUCGUGAACGCAGAAGAGAAGGCCGCUCUAAGACCUUUGACUGGGCCGAGUUCAGACCCAUCGCUCAGGCUCUGGCUCAGCAGCGGGCCCAAGAGGCCGAGAGCCUCCACGCAGACCUGGGUGAGCUGGAGCGCAGUCGGAGAAGAGAGGAGAGGAGGAAGAGGUAUGAGUCUGUGACUAGCUCAUCAACGGAGCAAACAGCUGCUAACGAAGGAGGGAGAACAGACUUUGAGAGUGGAGAGGGAGUCGGACAAACCAUUUCAUUAGGUCCCACGUAUGUGGUGAGGCAGCAGAGGGCAGAGGAGGUGAUUGAACAACACUGGCAACAAGUGGAGAAGACACCCAUACGGGAGGAGAGGAGGGUGCCUCUGCCCAGCACUCUGCAAUCCAGAGACAGUGUUGAGCUGGAGCAGCUACUGGAGAAUUACAAGCAAGGGAUAGAGGACCUGAAGUCACAGCUGGAGAGCUGUCACCAGCAGCUCUUUGACUCAAACAAGCACAAGCAGGAGCUGGAGCUCCAGCUGAGGACGGCUCCGGAUAUCAGGACAGGUUACAUCUCUCCGCUGGAGCACCCUUUGGGUCUGGAGGCUGCGCCCCAGACGAAGAGGCCCGAACUGGUUAGUUCUCAAGCGCAGAGUUUAACAAAGAAGUACCAGGAGACGAAAGAGCUUCUGAAGCUGCAAGAGCUGAAAAAGCGUAACAUGCAGGCACAGCUUGGCCUCUCGCAUUCUCACCUACCCAUCAAGGAACCUUACUUUUCUGAACCCCCAAAACCAUCAAUUGUGGAAGGCCCUCCCCCUGAAGUUGUUCAAAAAACAGUUAGCUUCUUGUUCCAGGACAGCGCAGAGGCAAUUCAAGAACUAGAAGACUCGUUAGCUGGUAAACCUCUUUCCCUAACUGAGCUUGCAAAAUUGUUGAGAUUCCAUAGCUGUAAUCAAGAGACAGCAGAGACGCAUCAACUUCAGAAGCUCUUGAAGAGUUGGAAGUACCAGCAGGAGAUAGAAAAUGAAACAUUAAAAAAGAGUUUAGCCAAGGCAGGAGAAAGCAUCCGUGAGUACGAAGCCCGUCUUCUUAGCAUGGAGGAUUUGGUGGGCAAGGUUCAAAAGCCAAGUUUUGAAAGCCUAAAAAGCCCCUAUGGCCCCCUCUCAGAAAUUGAUAACCAUUCAGAUACAAAUGAGAUCACGAAUGGGAUGUUCUCUCAGAGGAUUGAACUUUUGACUAGUGAAAACAGGGCAUUGAAACAACGGUGUCAGGAGAUAGUUAAUCAGCUGACUGAGGCUGAUAGGGAAAUUGACAGACUGAAAGUGGAGCUGAUCGUUCAGCAGGGCGGCAAACAGCAUCACCUGGUCAUGGAAGAGCUGAAAAGACUGAAAGCUGAAUUGGCUGAAAACCAAGCAAACACUAUUGACAGGGAGUAUUACGAGAGGGAGCUGAAUGAGAAAUCCUUGAGGCUUCAUGAAGCUCUGAUUACGUUGGAGGAGCUUGGCAACACCCUCAAAGACACUGAGAAGAAGCUACAAUUGAAAGAGGCCAAGUUGAAAGGUCUGGGCUUCCACGCUGAUUAUGAGGAAGAGGACUUACACCUCGAGAGAGAGCAAGAAAAAGAGCUCCUCCAAGUCUCAAAAGCAAAGUUAUUUGAGAUGGAAGCAAACCUUAAGUCUAAAGAGCUGUGCUCUUUGGAACUUGAAGCCAGGAAUAGUGAACUAAUCACACUAAACCAGGAAUCUGAGAAAGUCAGUAUAGAGGAGCUAAGAGAAGCAGAAAACAAAAUAAGAAUGCUACAAGAGAAGACGGGUAGAGUUGAAAACACACUUAGCGAGUGUGUUGAGGCAGGAGAGAAGCAGGUUGAUGAUAAAGGACUUAUAAAGCAAGUAGUAGUAAAAGAGAUUGAGAUGAAGUCUGAGGCGAUUGAUCAGGUUUUAGAGAUGUUAUCAAAGGUAGAUAUUAGUGUAGAGAAAACGCUCUGUGAUUUAAAAAGCACUUUAUUUGGUUAUUCAAAAGAAGAGCCACUCUGUGUGAGUCAGCAAGACAUGAGGUUGGUAAUGGAGGGAGAGUUCUGGAGCCAGCUUCUGGGUUUCUCUGAAAUCCAACCAGAGGAGAACACAGACAGCUGUGAAAGAGGUGUGGCGCAACAGAUGAUGGCACUGAAGCGCUUGAUGCUCCUGACUAGAAGGAUUUGUCCACAAGCAAAAGCUGAGAUCGAGCUAAUGACAGAGCCAGAUUUUGCAGCCAUGUACAGAUGGCUUGAUAAUGAAACACAUGCUCUGAUUCUUAAAGAGUUAAUGGAGACCUUGGAGGCCAAGUCAAAUGUUUUAAAGCAUUUAGCAUCCAAUGUGAAAUUGGACAAAGAUGACCAGCUUGUGUCUUUGGCUCUAACAAGCUUUGAUUUUGAUGGAGAUCAGAAACAGUCCUCUCAACAUCUGUGUGAAGCUCUAACAGAAGCCAAAAUGUCUUAUGUGAUCACUAGGAUGAAAGUCCAACAUGAGAAAGAAUUAAAGGAAAUGCAGACAGAGGUUCAGAUUGAUAGUUUGGAUUGUCCAAAUUGUCCUCAGUUGAGAGAAUCCACGAGAGAUCUGGAGUCCAAACUGGCAGAUCUUCAUUGUCAACCAUAUGAGGCUUCUUUGAAAAGCACCGCAGGGCCACAAACUUUGGUCCAGAUUGAAGGAGAGCCCAUAGACUCACUGGACAAAUCCAUUGAGCUUCAUGACAUGAUAGCCAGGCAUAGAAAGGAACUACGAGAGGUUAAAGACUGCUACGAGCAGGAAGCUGAACAGUUGAGGAAGGAAAUCGUUAAGGCUGGUGAAGCAUUGCGUGUCCUCUCAGAAGAAAAUGUGAAAGAAAUUGACUCUCUGACUAACUUCAUGGAGAACCUGAAGAAGAAGUACGAGACUGAGAGGACAAACCUCAUGGAGAGGUUUGACCAGGAAAUGGAAGAGCUGAGACGCAUGAUGAGUCUGGCAAACCCAGACAAGAACUUUACAGACGAGGACACUCCGCCGCAUCGCCAAACAUCCACCUUGAAGGAGCGCAUUCAAGAGCUGGUCACCCAGGUCUCAGUCAUGACCCAAGAGAUGAGACGCCGCAAAGAGCAGGAAGACAUUACGACUCUGCGGCUGAAAUACGAGAAAGACCUGGAAAACCUGAAGGUGGAAGCGCUCCUUGUCCUUGCUGUCCUCCAUCUGUGAUGCCUUGUGUUCCUUUGUGGCAUUCCCAGAUCCCCCUUCCUUCCCAAACUCGCUCUCCCCUUCCUAAUCCCGCUCACCCUACUUCUGCUCUUUGUUCUGUGAACUACUUUUCUUCUGUGUUGCAUGAAGACUAACCUGCUCUAGGUUUAUGUGAUCAUUGACGCUGCAGUAGUCGUGUAUACUGAGGAACCCACUUUGUUAAAGUGCCAUCAGUUGUAGAACUUUGAGUAACUGGAACAUUAAAUUCAAUUAAACACAAAAAAAAAACCACUACAUCAUCAUAUCAGCCUCUGAAAUCAGUUCCUCUGGUCGUAGUUCAAUGUGCUUAUUAAUCUAACCCUUUGACUCAGCUAUGCUGCAUUUAAAAUGGUUAAAAGCAAAGAAUUUAUCCCUUUUAACACUUAUUUCAAAUUAUUUCAGCUAUGAGCUUAGUUUUUACGAGUUUGGUCUCUUUUCCUUUGGCUGUUUCUCCUAACAGUUUAAUCUUAAUCCCUAUAUUCCCUGAAUAACAGUUCAAUUAUUUGAACAAGUCAUUUUAACUCAGGGUCUACUUACUGGCGUUUUCUAGUAAGCUGUCAACUGCAUCUGGCAAUCAUCAGCAGCAAAUUGAGUUGUGGUCUCAGUUGUGGAGAUGUGAUCCAAGUAUGGAACUUGUAUGGUACAACUCCAUUAAAACAACUUAAUUUGCUGGUGGAGGUUGUGAAAUAUCUGGAAAAAGCUAUUGAGCAGACCUCGACUAUUUAGUAAAACUACUAGUCACAAGGACAUGAACAAAUAUGUAAGUGUAGGCUUUUGUACCUUUUGUCAUAAUAAAGGUUUAGUUCACCAUACUAACUGAAAUACACAUAGGGCUCAUUUUGUGUAUUUAAAGGAUAAGGCUGGUAUUUUUCUUACUGUCAACAAAAUGAAAAGACCAAAAACAACAAUGUGUGUUUACCCGCUCUCUGCUUCCUGUUAAGUUACUCUUGAUGAAUCCCAACAUUUCUGGAUUUUGCUGCUUCAAAGUAAAAUUGUUUACAUAACAAAAUAAUGGGGGACUUUUAUUGUGAAGAAUUUAUUCGAAAUGUGUUUAUCAGAAAGUUAGUGGAGAUUUGUGAGCAGCUAUUCUUUAAUCAAACAAGUAUACAAAUACUGCAGGGAGGCAGCGCAAACAGAACGACUUUUGUUGUGAAGAAUUUAUAGGGAAUGAAAUGUGUUCAUCCACAGUUUUACAGCCGCUCCUUUGACUAAGAAAUAUAUCGGAUCACUAUGCAAUCAGGCAGGUUGCAUUGACGUAUCAAGUCUGAGCACACAUACGGACAAGCUGAGUUCUGAUCUGGUGUAAGUACAUUAAGUACAGAUUCCAAGUAUUCAAGAAAGUGACCGGUGACGCGUUGUAGACAACUAACGGAGAGUCAACGUCAGAAAAUGCCUUGAAAACCUGUCAAGGUUUAAUUGUGGAACACACUGGAUAGUCCUCCAGUGUGUUCCUACUUCCUCUCUUCCUCCCCCGUCUGUGUCUUUCCGCCUAACGCCCAUUGGUUCCUACAUAAAACAUUAAUCUGUAAAAACUGGUCAGGAAUGUAUAGUGUUUUUGGUUUGUUUAGUUUUUGUCAAGGCUCAGGCUUAAAUACAAGGCUAUUUCUAGUUUGUUAGGUGAAGGUUCAUUUACAUUAAUCUCAUAGAUUCUUAUGAGAUUGUAAUAGGAAUAGUAAAAAUGUCUGAGUCCAGGUUGGAAAGUAUCCAUGAAUCAAAUCCCAGAAAUAAAAGUUUAGACAAUAUAAUUAAGAUAAGAUGGACUUUAUUGUCCCGAAGUAAAUUUGUCUUGACAUAUAGUGUCUGCUGUUUAUUGACUCGGAGCAGUGAAUUGUCAGUUGUCCGCUUCGUUUGGAGAUAAAGUGGUGACUUUGUACUUGUGAUGGGUGUUAAACAGUGUGUUGGAUGCUCAGAUAUUCAUCUUCUGUCUGAGCUAACUAAUACUCUGCACUGAGUAUUGAGUCCAUGCCCCCGCUAUGACCCAGGAUAUAUUUACACACAAGAUGCAAAGCCUGACAUGCUUCUAAAUAAAGCAUGUGCGUGGUCUGAUGUCAGAGCAGGAUGUUUGUUUGCUUUCCGCCUGUUACAGUAGCUUCCUGGGCCUGAGCUCUCAGGGGGCUUUAUCCCUGUGAAAACACACUGGACCUCCAUUUCUGCUGUUUGGCUGGAGCUAGAUUGGGACAGAGGCCAGGGCACAGCCGUCAACUGAGCCCUCAGAUUAGUGGCAGUGAAUAGAGGCCGGAAGCACGAUGAGCUCUUUGGUUGGGCUUGUGGAAAGCCUUUGGAUAGGAUUUGCACAUUAGCUGAAGGCUCCAGCCAUUAUUUAACGAGGAUUUUAUAAGCAUCAUCAGUGAAUGUUUUUCUGUAGGUAGGAUAUGUCAGCGCACACUAUGUUACCCCCUCUUCUCUCAUUAUCUGUGCAUUCCUUCAGUGCGUUAUGCAUCCUGUCGUACUCACACAGGCUCCACUUUCUCAUUGCUAACAGGCUGUAGCUUACAAGUUAUUUGCUGGAAAUGAAUGCCGAUGGUGAUGUGCGCUGGCUUAUAUUGUAGGGCCCAGGGUUUGUUCCUGCUUGGCUUACAUGGUCAGGAGAACCUUUUGGUCCAUGUCCAGAAGGCCCAUGAACUCAGUCGUUUUCCUAUCUCAUAGGCCACCUGUGAG
Messenger RNA from Anarrhichthys ocellatus (wolf-eel), 8075 nucleotides. RefSeq names its product myosin phosphatase Rho interacting protein (gene mpripb). Gene Ontology annotation, cellular component: actin cytoskeleton. The transcript has 13 exons. Lineage: Eukaryota; Metazoa; Chordata; Actinopteri; Perciformes; Anarhichadidae. The record is from RefSeq and is a predicted model, not a curated record. The coding region runs from base 711 to 5399 and encodes 1562 amino acids. Gene Ontology annotation, molecular function: actin filament binding.